UUCUUCUUCUUCUUCUCUCCUUUUUUACCAGAUUGCCAGGACGUUGCAAACAAGGGUGCGACCGUCAGCGGUCUUUACUACGUGAAGCCGCAGACAGCCACUGAGCAGUUCCUGGUCUAUUGUGAGAUUGACAGCUUCGGACGCGGCUUCACAGUCAUUCAGAGGAGACGUGACGGCAGCGUGGACUUCCUCAAGGACUGGAUCCAGUACAAGCAGGGCUUCGGUUACCUCUCCCCAGACGACACCACCGAGUUCUGGCUCGGCAACGAGAAGAUCCACCUGCUGACCGUCGGCUCCACCAUCCCCACUGUGCUGAGGAUAGAGCUUGUUGACUGGGAGGGCAACACAAAGCAUGCAGACUACACCAUGUUCAAAGUGGGGACAGAGGCCGACAAUUAUCGUCUGACCUACGGUUACUACUUUGGCGGUGACGCCGGCGACGCUUUCGAUGGCUUCGACUUUGGAGAGGACCCCAGCGACAAGUUCUACACGGCACACAACGGCAUGCAGUUCAGCACCAUCGACAAGGACAACGACAAGUUCGACGGCAGCUGUGCUCGACAGGACGGCUCCGGCUGGUGGAUGAACAGAUGCCAUGCCGCACAUUUGAACGGCAAAUACUACCAGGGCGGCAGAUACACAGAAAAGGAUGCAGGUGAAUUUGGCUUCGACAACGGCAUCAUCUGGGUGACAUGGCACAGCCGCUGGUACUCCCUGAAAGAGACGACCAUGAAGCUCAUUCCCCUGAGCCGCAUCGCAGCAGGCGGCGGACAGCAGGCGGGUGUGAAACAGUUUGGCGGACUUUGAAUUGAAUAAAAACACACACACACACGUGUUUGUGGUCCGUACUCUGUAUGUUCAGCAUAACAACCCUGAAAUCACCCCAGAUGAAAUAAAAUACUUCCAUGGGGAAAUUUCAGACUCCAUGGUGUUUCUCCAUGUGAUGCUUGCGUGUUGUGGUGAUCUGACGCAGCCGGACACUGAUGCUCAAACUCUCCUUUCUUUACGUCAGUGUUGUAUUAGAGCUUGAAAUAAAUGUCUUUUCUUUACCAA
Hippoglossus stenolepis (Pacific halibut) is the source of this 1053-nucleotide messenger RNA. Its product is annotated as fibrinogen gamma chain-like. The transcript has 4 exons. The record is from RefSeq and is a predicted model, not a curated record. NCBI's taxonomy places the organism in Eukaryota, Metazoa, Chordata, Actinopteri, Pleuronectiformes, Pleuronectidae. The annotation marks the transcript as partial. Gene Ontology annotation, biological process: blood coagulation.